This is a messenger RNA of Cuscuta europaea, 1152 nucleotides long. The record is from the annotation of a GenBank genome assembly. NCBI's taxonomy places the organism in Eukaryota, Viridiplantae, Streptophyta, Magnoliopsida, Solanales, Convolvulaceae.
AAUUGUUGCAAAUAAUUAAGAGCUGGACGCAACAAUUGCCAGCAAGGCAUAUAUUUGCGUUCCGAUCUCUCAGAAAAAAUCUUUUUGAUUAUUUGUUGUCUAAUGCAGUAGUAUUUUUUUUUGCAAUUUCGAUUGCAUUGAUCUUCCUGGCAGGCGCUCUUGAUACAACUCAAUGAGUUAUCGAAGGGAUCAUCGAACUGCCAGGUCUGCUCUCUUUGAUAAUUAUGAUAGUAUUGAGGAAGGUGGUAUUAGGGCUACACGUUCUUACUCCCAUGACAUUGAUGAACACGAUAAUGAUAAAGCCGUGGACAAGCUACAAGACAGAGUCAGCUUUCUAAAGAAGUUAACUGGUGACAUACAUGAGGAGGUGGAAAGUCACAAUCGAGUCCUUGACAAAAUGGGGAAUGAGAUGGAUUCAUCAAGAGGAAUCAUGUCAAGGACCAUGGACCGCUUCAAGAUGGUGUUUGAGAAGAAAGCACACCGGAAAACAUGCAAGCUUGUUGGGUGGUUUGUGGUUUCCUUCUUUUUGAUAUACUAUAUUUUUAGGCUUCUCAUGUAUUCUAUGCACAGUUGAAAGAGGAGCUAACUAACCUGUUAUAUCUGAGUUCGAAUUUUGCCAUUGAAGGUAGGAACAUAGUGUUGCAGGCAAUUGACCACUUCGAUCAAAUACAUGAAGUUUGAGAUGCCAUUUUUGUUGCAAAAAUGGCAUCUCGAUAUGCCUCAACUUGAGUGUCUAAAUUGCAAAAUGAUUUUCAAUGUGGUGAGUGUCAACUGAUGUUCAGUGUCUAUAAUGGUUGGGUGCGGUUUUCCCUUUUGUCAUUCAUGAACCAAUGUUGUACACCAAGGUGUCAUUCAACAUGGAACAUUCAACGUUACCAGUUACCAGUUUUUAUGAAUCUAGUUCAAAUAAUGGUAGGUCGUGGAAUAAAAACAAUAUAAAUUGUUGACUAAAUGCAAUGGCGGUGAAUGGAAUGGCGAAAGUAGUAAACCAAGAAACCCAAAUGGCAAAGACUACUGGGAGCAAAGAGAAUGGAGACAAGUAUAGUAGUAUUCACUUGGGACUUAUUUCAAUUCAAGUUUAUACGUUUUAUUAAUUAUAAAAUGUAUGUUGAAAUAUAAAGUUUUGAGCUCAACAAUAUAAAAAUCUGAAGC